Molecule: messenger RNA, 1776 nt
Organism: Folsomia candida
Lineage: Eukaryota; Metazoa; Arthropoda; Collembola; Entomobryomorpha; Isotomidae
Exons: 1
Coding region: 1-1776 (591 amino acids)
Biological process (GO): proteolysis
Molecular function (GO): nucleic acid binding; zinc ion binding; aspartic-type endopeptidase activity
Source: RefSeq, a predicted model, not a curated record
AUGAGUGCGUACAAGACUCAGCGAGGACCCAUUCGGACGGCGUUCACGAAGGCCAUCACCGAGUUGACGACGGAACUUGAUAAGGAAGAACCAGACGGGACGAUUCUACAGCAGCUCGCGUUGCGGUUAGAGGGUCAUCAUAGCAAGCUCCUCCAAGUGAAUGAUAAGGUUGAGGAGGCGUUGUUGAAGGCCGGGGACACCACAGCAGAGGAAUUUGCAUCGGAAUAUGCGUCGGUUGUCGAAUAUAAAGAGAAGUUCACGGAUGUCACUCUCAGGCUGAAGGAAGUGAUGGAGGAAGAAGAAACGUCCGAGGCGUCAAGUAGUGGUAGCAGCAAAUCCAAGUCGAAGAUAAGGCUACCAAAGUUGGAGUUCAAGAAGUAUGGAGGGGAUCCGAGAGAGUGGCUAAGCUUCUGGGGACAGUUUAAGAGUAUUCAUGAGAACGAGUCAAUGUCGCCAGAAGAAAAGUUUCAGUAUUUGUGUCAAGCCACAACAGAUAAUUCGAGAGCUAGAGCUAUUGUUGGUAGUUAUCCUCCUACUGCUGAGAACUAUCCUAAAGUGAUCGAAAGUUUGAAAAGUCGAUUUGGACGUGAUGAGAUCCUUAUCGAAGUGAACCGUCUUUCUCAUCUGAUGGAAUUUCUCAGGGUCGAGGUGGAAAGUGACGUCCGAAUCAAGAUGGCGCAAACUGGAUUUGGAAAUGCUUCUUCAAAGAAAGAAAAGUAUUUGACGGAGAAGUCAGAUCCAGUCUCUACAGCAGCUGAGUUGUAUAAUGGAGAUUCGCCUGUCCAGAAAACGUGCAUAUUUUGUGAAAAGAAGCACAAUAGUCAAGAUUGUUAUCAAGCAGCAAAGAUGAGUCUCGAUAGCAAGAAAAAGAAAGUUCAAGAAAAGAGAGCCUGUUUCAUCUGUUUGAGAGUUGGACAUAUUUCGAAAUCGUGCAAGUCUAAAGUGAAGUGUCCUUUGUGUGGGCGUUUGCAUCACGCCACAAUGUGCCCCGAGAACCCAAAGAAUAAAGUGGAAUCUGCUACGAGUGAGAGUGCAAGUGCGGACACCUCAAUGUCAAAUUACAGUCAUCACGACGUAAUGCUGCAGACGCUGGAAAUAAGAAUCAGCAACAAAGCGAAGAAUGAAGAGAGACUGGUUCGUGCCGUGAUUGAUACCGGGUCGCAGAGGUCGUACGUGUCCAAGAAAGCAGUUCAAGUUUUGGGAUUCAAGCCGAUUGGAGAGAAAAGGAUCAUGCAUUCCUUAUUUGGGGGACAACAGACAGAUGAGCAGCGCCACAAGUUAUUUGAGAUUGCUCUGCAAAGUAAAGAUCGUCAGUUUCACUGCAAAAUCAUGGUUUUGGAUCAAGAGAAGAUAUGUGGCAAGAUUUCAAGAGUACCACAAGGACCAUGGGUAAAAGAGUUAAAAGGUGCAGGUAUUGAGCUGACUGAUGUUGACGUGGAUGAUGAGCUGAGAGACAUUCAUGUGUUAAUUGGUGCUGAUGUGGCUGGAGAUUUGUUGACUGGAAAUUUAUAUAGGACCUCGAGUGGACCAGUAGCAAUUGAGACGAGAUUGGGAUGGACACUCAUGGGGAAAAACAAGUCAACGAGAAUGGGUCAAGAUGGCAAUUCACUCAUUGCUACAUCACUGCAUGUUGGGGACUUGGAUAUCCAGGCGUUAUGGAAGCUGGAUGUGAUUGGAAUUAAGGAUCCCUGCGAAACCAAAACAAGAGAAGAACUCAUGGAAUCAGCCUCAACACACUUUAAAGAAAAUGUGAAGAUUAAUAGCCAGAAACGAUAA